Messenger RNA from Actinia tenebrosa (Australian red waratah sea anemone), 1127 nucleotides. RefSeq lists its product as uncharacterized. Gene Ontology annotation, biological process: carnitine biosynthetic process. The record is from RefSeq and is a predicted model, not a curated record. NCBI's taxonomy places the organism in Eukaryota, Metazoa, Cnidaria, Anthozoa, Actiniaria, Actiniidae. Gene Ontology annotation, cellular component: mitochondrion. Gene Ontology annotation, molecular function: oxidoreductase activity.
AUUAUCUACAAAUAAUAAAAGUUCGCAAAGGGGACUACUUCGAGGGAAGCAAGAUGAGGUUUCUUCGGAGCUUGGUCUUUCAUAGUUCAUCCCCUCCUGGGCGUUUUUUCUCUACAGCAGGAUGUCUUUAUUCUCAAGUGAAUAAGGCUCUUCGWGUACAAAUUGAAAAGAUGGAAUCAGGAAAAGGAGUAGAGAUAGAAUGGCAAAGUGGAGAAAAAAGCAGAUUCCACAGCAGUUGGUUAAGGAUGAAUUGUCAGUGUAGCAAGUGUUCACAAGGACACAGCGGUCAGAGAAAACUUAAUGUUGCUAAGCUUCCAGAGAACAUUUCUCUUGCACACGUUGAUAUUUCAGAAUCAUCAUUUGUUUUAAAAGUAUCAUGGAAGAAUGAGGAAGAGCACACAAGUGUUUUUCCAUUAGAUUGGUUAAAACAACACUCCUACUCUAGACAGGAUAUUGAAAGGCAAAGUGUGCAACGAAAAUUCCAAGCUUUCCAAGGGAAAGACAUUCCCUCUGUCAAUUACCAUGAUAUUGUAAACACAGACUCUGGGCUGUUGGAAUGGCUACUCCAAGUGAAUCAUCAUGGUAUAUCAGUAGUAAAGAAAGUACCAAGUGAGGAGGAUUCCAUUCUUAAGGUUGCAAGAAAGAUGGGCCCAGUACUUAGGACCAUUUAUGGAGAGGUUUUUGAUGUGAUAAGCACACCAAAGCCAAUCAACAUUGCAUAUUCAAGUUCCUAUCUACCUUUACACAUGGAUUUGGCCUAUUAUCAAUCACCUCCUGGAAUCCAGUUACUUCACUGCUUCAGAUUUGAUCCACAAGUUGCUGGUGGAGAAAGCAUCUUUCUGGAUGUUUUUGCAGUUGCUGAAAGCUUCAGGGAGACACAUCCUGAAGAAUUUAACACCCUCGUUCGUGUUCCAGCAACAUUCCAGAAGAUACACUUUGAAAGAGAUUAUCCAGUAUACUUGAAGUAUCAACGGCCUCAUAUAUCUCUGAACCACAGGAAAGAGAUUGUGGCUAUCACCUGGUCUCCACCUUUUGAGGGCCCUUUGUUUGUUGAUGAGGAUGAUGUAGAAGCAUAUUACAACGCUUAUCGGAAAUUCAAUGAUGCGAUUGAAAAAUCACCUUUACUG